AAACAAAUGGCCAAAGAGAAUUUCACAAUUGUUACUGAGUUUAUUCUUUUGGGAUUGACAGAUCGCGCUGAACUGAAAGUUGUGCUUUUUGUGUUAUUCCUGGUGAUUUAUGCUGUUACCUUGGUGGGGAAUCUGGGCAUGAUCUGUUUAAUCCGUAUCACCCCCAAACUCCACACUCCCAUGUACUUUUUCCUAGGUUGCCUUUCACUUGUAGAUGCCUGCUAUUCAUCUGCAAUUGCACCCCAAAUGCUGGUGAACCUCCUAGUUGUGAAGGGAACCAUCUCUUUCUCUGCUUGCAUAGUACAGCAUUUGUGUUUUGGGGUGUUCGUUACCACAGAAGGCUUCUUGCUGUCAAUGAUGGCAUUCGAUCGGUAUGUGGCCAUCACGACUCCCUUGCUGUACACUGUAGCUAUGUCUAAGAGAAAGUGUGUGGGACUGGUCACUGGAUCAUGGACAUGUGGAUUGAUCAAUUCAUUAAUACACACAAUAAGCUUGGGGCGACUGUCCUUCUGUGGGCUGAACAUUGUCAGCCACUUCUUCUGUGAUACUCCCUCCCUGCUAAAGCUGUCAUGUUCUGAUACCUCCAGGAAUGAGUUGUUGCUUUUAACCUUUUCUGGAGUCAUUGCCAUGGGCACCUUCUUGAUUGUGAUCAUUUCCUACAUCUUCAUUGUGUUUGCUAUUCUAAGGAUCCGCUCCGCAGUGGGUAGACAGAAAGCUUUCUCUACCUGUGCCUCUCACCUGACUGCUGUGACAAUAUUUUAUGGCACCUUAAGCUUUAGUUACAUUCAGCCAACUUCCCAGUAUUCUGCAGAACAGGAGAAGGUGGUUUCUGUAUUCUAUACACUAGUGAUUCCCAUGUUAAACCCAUUGAUUUACAGUCUGAGAAAUAAGGAUGUAAAGGAUGCUGUGAAAAGGGCCACAGAAAUGAGAGCUUCCCUCUGUUAA
This is a messenger RNA of Otolemur garnettii (small-eared galago), 945 nucleotides long. RefSeq names its product olfactory receptor 5J2-like. Gene Ontology annotation, biological process: sensory perception of smell; G protein-coupled receptor signaling pathway. The record is from RefSeq and is a predicted model, not a curated record. Gene Ontology annotation, molecular function: olfactory receptor activity; odorant binding; G protein-coupled receptor activity. The coding region runs from base 7 to 945 and encodes 312 amino acids. NCBI's taxonomy places the organism in Eukaryota, Metazoa, Chordata, Mammalia, Primates, Galagidae. Gene Ontology annotation, cellular component: membrane. The transcript has a single exon.